Messenger RNA from Aspergillus heteromorphus CBS 117.55, 1824 nucleotides. RefSeq lists its product as uncharacterized. Lineage: Eukaryota; Fungi; Ascomycota; Eurotiomycetes; Eurotiales; Aspergillaceae. The transcript is spliced from 3 exons. The record is from RefSeq and is a predicted model, not a curated record. Bases 1 to 1824 code for a protein of 607 amino acids.
AUGUCCAUGUUACCCCCGGCUGUACACAGAAGGAUCGAGGAGUGGAUGUCGAACUGUCAUUAUGAGAACCCCCGGUCUAGAGUGCUCGUUUCCCAUCCACCCAAACCAGCACCGCUGUCCCUUGCUGCUCUCCGCCAACUCGACCAAGCCAUCGAGCAGCCAGCUCCGCUCCCAGAAAAUGAGCACCGCGGAUACGAACGUCGGCCACGCCACAAGACCAAAGAGGACCGGUACGAGUACAAAGUGAGAAAGGGUCCUGGGAAGGGCGAGCGUGUCUCGAAGAGAGGGACGAAAGUCACCAACGACAACUUCCACGCUGCCAACGUGCCCUGUGACCGACUGACCUUGAACCCAAAGCAUGCCCGGGGCAUUUUCAACAAGGGAAAGGCAUCGCCGCCCAUCAGAGCUCUCCCCACCGAAACACCAGAUCUCGUCGGCUUCAGCACAUCUUGGAAUUCAUAUGCUGGGCCUCGUCGACUCCCUGACCCGGGGUUCUCUGAGAGGUGCUUUCUACGGGGAUCUGAGGCGUCCGCACCCAACGAAAAUGAUUCCGUCGAUGAAUCUAUGGAGGGGGGUGUUGGGUGCAAUUAUCCGGGCUUUCAUGCGAGGUCCGCUGCGGACCCGGUGGUGGACUAUCUUUAUAGUGAGGACUGGGGAGCUAGAGGUGGUGUGUCUUCUGGGCAGUGGCAGGAGACAGGGGCUCCGACGUAUGAGGAACUUGCGACUGGUUUUGACAAGCCGCGUCAACGGGUUGAAAGGCAGGAUGAAGCUGUAAGGGCUGCCGCAGCAACCUAUCGGCCUCCGGUGGUGUCGUCGGGCCAAGGCUGGAGGCAAGAUGAAACCCCAAAAGCUUCUGCAGCAGCCUGUCGGUCUUCUAAGCUACCGCCAAAUCCAGCUCCUGGGCUCUUCAAAUUCCAUUCCAGGACUACUGAUUCGAAGCCACGUCAGACCCAGGCAGAUAACAUGGGCGAAGAUGCAAGCUUUCAACGCCGUACUGCUCCGGAGAGAAACUCCCCUUGCUCAGAAGUCCAGCCACAGAAUUACCCUACAUACGCCAUACAAGCGCACACACAGCAGGUUGAUGAGGCAGCUCCCGGAAAGAACCUGAGUUUCCCCGAGCAAGAAGUUAGGCCUGACCGAUCUGGGUUACUGAGUCCGAACCCGGGCUGGCAGUCGAACCCUGUUUUGGAAAGAGAAUCUCACAAUUCUGUUGAAAACAGAUGCCGCGACAUGGAUCUCAGUGAUGGCGAGUGGGACUUCGCAAAAUCUGACUGCUACAGCCCCCUCUCCCAGAUCGACGCCAAAAGCGACUCUUCGAUGUCUUCAUUUUUGUUCGUGGACAACACCAGGCAACACCAGGCGAGUCAGAUGAGCCAUACAUCCCCCACUCUGAACGUCGGAACGCCGCAGCAUGAAGACCGAUACUAUUCUCUAGGUAUCGAGGAUAUACUGAGUGAAAUGCCUUAUGCUCCCAAUCCCAGUGUUGUCUCAGACACCGGUGCCUACACCGAGGAUUGUUUGAAGGAUUUGGAGGCAGCCAUAUAUGGGCAUGAGACGCUAGCGAGCCCCCAAGGAACAAUGCAGGGAGUGAUGAACCUAGCAGCCGACCAAAUGUAUCCGAAUUCUCGAGAACAUGCAUGUGGAGGGCACUCCCAGCAGGCGCAGGAACUCACAGCAGAACCCGCGCCCGCGAACUUCUCUUCGACGCCAUGGCUCGAGACGAGAGUGCGAGGCCUCUACCGGGAUAGAGCCAACACGGCUGGCUGGGACACGGAUAUUAAUGAUAGCCUUGGAGAAUUUUGGCAACCAAGGCGGCUAUACUGA